This is a messenger RNA of Echinostoma caproni, 1299 nucleotides long. The record is from the annotation of a GenBank genome assembly. NCBI's taxonomy places the organism in Eukaryota, Metazoa, Platyhelminthes, Trematoda, Plagiorchiida, Echinostomatidae.
AUGCCUGCGUUUGAUCUGGACAUCGCUGACAGCCAGGAGGAUAUUUCACAGGAUGAUGGGAAAUGUUUAUGGUCCAGUUUGCUGAAAGAAGUUACUCACAAAGCGUCUGUAAAACUCCCAUCAACACGGGCUUUGAUUGUGCUGGGUGAUGAUGGUUGCGGCAAAACGACACUGAUCACACGAUUGCAACGGGCCGAAGAUCCAAAAACCAGUUACGGACUUGAAUACACGUUUAUCGAUAUCAAGGAUGAAGAUCGGGAUGACCAAACUAAGUUGAAUGUGUGGAUUCUCGAUGGGGAUGUGAUACAUAGUCAUCUGCUCAAGUUUGCUCUGAAUGCGAACAAUUUUGGUGAAUGCGUUGUCGUGAUCAUGGUUAGCAUGGCCGAACCAUGGAAUAUUGUGGAAAGUUUGGAAAAGUGGGCAGACAUCUUGUCGAAGCAUAUUAAACGUUUGGCUAUUCCGCCGGAAACUUUAACGGAUUACAAGAAUGGACUCGUUCAGCAGUUUCGCGAGUAUGUCGAACCGGACUCAUUGCUCACCCCGACAACACCGGCACCGAUCAGUCACGCCCCGUUGCCCACUGCUCCAACUGCGGCCCGCCGUGUCACCCAGUCAUUACACCCGGCCACGGCCGCUCUGUUGUCAUCCACACUAACCACACAGGCAUCCAGCACGGACCCUGUCCAGCAAACAAACUCGUUGAACACGGAUCCCGAUAUGGAUGAUGCGGACGGAAUUCUGAACAGUCCAAUGCUCCUGCCCUUGGAUCCAUCUACACUAUCGGAAAAUUUGGGCAUCCCCUUGGUCGUGGUGGUCACAAAGACUGAUGCAAUGAAGACAUUGGAAAAAGAAGACCGGUUCACGGAAGAACACUUCGAUUUCAUUCAAAUGCACAUUCGUCGAUUCUGUUUGCGAUAUGGUGCCGCAUUGUUCUAUGUUUCGGUCAAGGAAGACCGCAAUUGCGAUUUGUUGAAUCGCUAUCUACAAAGCCGUAUCUACGGAUUUCCGUUCACACAAAGUGCCUAUGUGGUCGAAAGGGAAUGUGUGUUCGUUCCGACCGGUUGGGAUAGCGAGAAAAAGAUCUCCAUUCUGGAGGAAAAUUUCGCCCAAAUUCGUUCGACGGACGCGUACAAUGAUGUGAUUCCCCGUCCACCGCCAAAAAAACCUGCCGUCCGGGAGCCAGAGUUGAUGACUCAAGAUGAACAAGUAAGAUCGCUGUGGACGCGUACCGAUUGGGGUGUGCAUUGCUCACUGGAUUUGUCACGCACCUCAUCCAGUCGGUGCAUAACUGUCAUUUGA